This is a messenger RNA of Lodderomyces orthopsilosis Co 90-125, 414 nucleotides long. RefSeq names its product cornichon family protein. The coding region runs from base 1 to 414 and encodes 137 amino acids. Lineage: Eukaryota; Fungi; Ascomycota; Pichiomycetes; Serinales; Debaryomycetaceae. The transcript is spliced from 2 exons. The record is from RefSeq and is a predicted model, not a curated record. Gene Ontology annotation, biological process: endoplasmic reticulum to Golgi vesicle-mediated transport. Gene Ontology annotation, cellular component: endoplasmic reticulum membrane; COPII-coated ER to Golgi transport vesicle.
AUGAACGGCGAAGGAUGGUUAUUUAUACUUGCGGUUGUUGUUAAUGCCGUUAAUUUGUUUUCACAAGUGUUUUUCACAAUCAUGUACUCCGAUUUGGAGUGCGAUUACAUCAACCCCAUUGAAUUAUGUAACAAGUUGAACCCAUGGUUCAUUCCAGAGGCCAGUUUACAUGCAUUCAUAGCAUUAUUGUUUUUGGUCAAUGGUUAUUGGUUCUGUUUCUUGCUCAAUUUGCCAUUGUUGGCCUACAAUGUCAACAAAUUUUACACCAAGAACCAUUUAUUGGAUGCUACUGAAAUAUUCAGAACAUUAUCAAAGCAUAAGAAGGAAAGUUUCCUUAAAUUGGGUUUCCAUUUGGUGAUGUUUUUCUUUUACUUGUAUAGAAUGAUCAUGGCAUUGGUCAAGGAUGACAAUUGA